GGUGGACGGGGCAGAGGGAGGACCUCUGCUCUGGUUCUGGACACUGUUCAGGUCACACUUUGAACCAUGGAAGCUUUUUACACGGACAACGGGACAGAAAACAGUAACGACACCCCCCCCACCUGGGGCGACGCCCACGGCCCCUUCACGUCCACGGUUCCACCCAUCUUCAGGGUUCUGCUGUGGAUCAUCAUCUGCACCGGCCUCCCUCUGACUCUACUGGCCAUUUACUCCCUGUAUUUUCUGGUGCGUAAAGGUCACACGGCUCCAGUCUACGUCAUCAACCUCCUCCUGUCAGACGUCCUGCAGAUCUGCUGCUUCAUCUGUUUGGUCUUGGACUCCGCCCUCGUCGUGUAUUUGUACCUGUUUGGUGAGAUGGCCAGUGUGGGCUUCAUGGUGUGCAUCGCCUUAGAACGGUACCUGGUGGUGGCUCGUCCGUUCUGGUACCGCUUCAGUCGCUCUGUUCACAUGUCGGUGCUGGUGUGCGUGGUGGUUUGGCUCCUCCCACUCGUCUACGUCCUGCCUCUGUAUUUGGGCGUGGACUCUGUGGUCGUGGAAAGCGUCUUCGCCGUCUUCCACCUCUUGCCCCUCCCCCUGUUGCUCUUCUUCCUGAUUGGGACGUUCAAAGGCCUGUCCAAAGCCACUCGACUCCCAUUGGGUGAAAAGCGUCGCAUCAUGGCGGCGGUGCUCCUGGUGUUCGUCAUUUACUUCCUGCUUUUCCUUCCCAGUAUUUUGUGGUCGCUGGUGGAGGAGUUCAGGGAGGACGACGUUUUCAGCGACGCCGCCUCCGUCCUGCUGUUUCUGAGUCCUGUGGCAGAUUUAUGUCUGUACGUUUUCAUCAGGAAAGGAGCUCCGCACAAACGUUUAACGUGUCUGAAAGUAGAAACCGACGACGACGGCUCAUCAGCGUGAACGACAACGAGAAGUUUGAAAACCCACUGAAUGAUGGAGGAGGAGGUUUGAAUCUGACACAGAAGGGUUCCAAGGCAGCACCACUGAAAGCUGAUGGUCUGUACAUUUGUGAUCAAAAUUUCACAUCAUGUCCAGCUGAUCAAACAAACAAACAAUCAGUCAGAAAAAAAAAUCAGUAAUUGACAUGUUUAUAAAGAAUAUGUGAAUAUUUAAAGACAAAUAUAAGAAUUUAAUGGAUUCUGCAAAAUUAUUGUAAUGAUGAACAGAUGCAUUAAUCUUGAACCAACUGAGAAUUUACAGCCUCUGCUCCUCCUCCUCCUCUCUGUCUCCUGGCAUAAAUAUGUUAAUUCAUGACAUAUGAUCAGACAGUGGAUACUCUGUUCAUACAGUUUGAUGGUUCAGUUACUGUCUGAACAAAAAAGGCCUUUACUUUCAAUUAUCAUCAUCAUUAUUAUUAUUAUUAUUAUUAUUAUUAUUAUU
Molecule: messenger RNA, 1392 nt
Organism: Sphaeramia orbicularis (orbiculate cardinalfish)
Lineage: Eukaryota; Metazoa; Chordata; Actinopteri; Kurtiformes; Apogonidae
Product: ovarian cancer G-protein coupled receptor 1-like
Exons: 4
Coding region: 67-912 (281 amino acids)
Biological process (GO): positive regulation of Rho protein signal transduction; phospholipase C-activating G protein-coupled receptor signaling pathway
Cellular component (GO): plasma membrane
Molecular function (GO): G protein-coupled receptor activity
Source: RefSeq, a predicted model, not a curated record